CUUCCUUCUUCCCUCACCUUUCUUCUUCUUAGUUCUUCCCUCUUUCCCAUCGCUGCAGAUUCGUUUAUUUACUUCUUUCCCUUUUCGUUUAUUUCUAAUCUCUCCCUCUCCUUCUUCUCCUUCCUCUUCUUGUUUCUUUCACCUUGCUGUAUACUGAAGCCCAACACCCUGUUUCAACUUCCCUUUCUCGCCCCCCGUCAUAAUAAUUGUACAGUUUCGAAUCUUUCCAGCGGUUAGCAAUUCACCCAGAUCAGUUCUGCCACCAAGAAGCUAAACGAGUCAAGAGUCUUCAUCAGUCCUUUGUUUCCUAGAGAACACUACAAGGUUCAAAUUUCUUCUCCAGCUUGUUUGAGCUGUGGUUGAUAUUGGGAUAACAACAAAUCCUGUAGCUCCCUGGAUUCUGGGAACUCAGUUGUUGUUAAAUCCGCAAAGACAUGGCCGGGGUACAAGAUCAGUUAGAGAUCAAAUUUCGAUUGACAGAUGGAUCAGAUAUUGGUCCCAAAAGCUUUCCCACUGCUGCAAGUGUUGCAACUUUGAAGGAAACUGUUCUUGCUCAAUGGCCUAAAGAGAAAGAGAAUGGUCCACGGACGGUGAAAGAUGUGAAGUUGAUAAGUGCAGGAAGGAUAUUGGAGAACACACGAACCAUAGGGGAAUGUCGCAGUCCUCUAUGUGAUGUUCCUGGUGGGGUCACAACCAUGCAUGUAGUUGUUCAACCCCCAUCAAUAGAGAAAGAUAAGAAAGCAGCACACCUACCAAAACAAAACAAGUGUGUUUGCGUCAUUUUAUAAUUGGCAACAGUAAAGCAGAAAGAACAGUCAGAGUUCCAGGUAAAAAAGACAUUGGAGCUGUUACAAGAUGAACAUUUCUGUGAAUUGGUUUUCAGGGGCAUUGGGGUCAUCAGGAAGGCGCAUUUGUCACAGGGUCUUUUACUUGAGGCGCAAGCUUUGCCUCCUACAAAGAAACAGUUGUGUGUGUCUCUGUCAAUUCAGUAUACAAUGAUUGUGAUAAUGUGGGCAGGGAAUGAAUUGGAUUUACACUUGUAUGCAAGCGAACUACGGCCAACAGGUUUCCUUUUUUGUGGUCAAGUCACUUUCUCAUUGAUAUGCACUAUCCGUUCGACGGUUUUGGGUUCUUCCCAAAACCAGUACCCAAAUUCAUUUCUGUUGUUGAAAGAGUUAGUUAAAUGGUUGAAUCGGAUGUAGGAUGCAUCUUUUUCUGAUAAAUUGUGAAUUAAUGCAAUGCUAUACAUUGAGCUGCGAGUUCAGUUUUUAAGUGUGGUUAACAAACG
Molecule: messenger RNA, 1288 nt
Organism: Linum tenue
Lineage: Eukaryota; Viridiplantae; Streptophyta; Magnoliopsida; Malpighiales; Linaceae
Source: the annotation of a GenBank genome assembly